Messenger RNA from Oncorhynchus masou masou (cherry salmon), 1983 nucleotides. RefSeq names its product src kinase-associated phosphoprotein 1-like. NCBI's taxonomy places the organism in Eukaryota, Metazoa, Chordata, Actinopteri, Salmoniformes, Salmonidae. The transcript has 13 exons. The record is from RefSeq and is a predicted model, not a curated record. Gene Ontology annotation, cellular component: plasma membrane; cytoplasm. The coding region runs from base 215 to 1318 and encodes 367 amino acids. Gene Ontology annotation, molecular function: protein binding.
AGAAAUAGUUUUUGUAACAAAAGUGUACAGGUGUUGCAUGAGUGUAUUAGUAUAGUGCGUGAGUAUCCACAUGCUUUCAUUUCAAGCAGGGAACUGUUACACUAUGACAGGAGUCCGUCCGGUCUACACAGAUUCCAUAACUUCUCAAAAAGUAUAGUUUUGAUUGACUUUAUCAACAUUUGUCUGAAAAUUCCUCUGGCACUUUGAUGGAAGGAUGGGGACAGUCUCUGAAGAAGUUAGGAGGCUUUUGAAUGACUGUGAGCUGUUUGUAUCAGAUAUCCUACAGGAUGAGAACCUCAGUAAACAUGCCAGGGAAACACGGGACGUCUUGCUUAAUAACUUCAGGGUGAUCUACUCCAGAAAUCCUCAGGCAUUUCCCUUCAGAUCUGAGUCCAGACAGGAGGACAGUUCAGAUGACAACCAGAGCUCCAGUCUGGGCCGCUCGGCCCCCUCAGAAGACCUGUCAGUGGCCUCUGACUACCAGGACGAGGGCUCUCCCGACUACUUUGAGGAGAUCCAAAUGGUGGCAGCCCAGGAUCUCAGCAACAUCUUGAAACAAGGCUACCUGGAGAAGAAACGACAAGAUCACAGCUUCUUCAGCUUAGAAUGGCAAAAGCGAUGGUGUGUCCUCAAAAACACAAUAUUCUACUACUUUGGGAGUGACAAAGACAAGCAGCAGAAAGGUGCCUUCUAUGUCAAGGGUUACAGUGCAGAGAUGGUGGCCAACCUACGUAAAGACUCCAAGAAAAAUGCCUGCUUUGAGCUGAGUGCCCCUGGCCGACACUCCUUCCAGUUCACUGCUAGCAGUGUGCGAGAAGCCAGGGAAUGGGUGGACCAGAUCAACUUUGUCCUGAAAGAUUUGAGUUCCAGCUUCAUCCCCUUUGAGGAUGAGACCUAUGAUGACAUUGAGGGGGUGACGGUGGUGGCCAGCCGUCCCCCUUGGCCCGCCCCCUUCCCGGUCCUGCCCCAACAGGUCAAAGCCUCUCUCAGUAGCCAGGAGGAAGGGAGGCCCAGCCAGUGGGAGGAACAGGAAGAGGAUGAUAUCUACGAGGUGCUCCCAGAGGAUGACAUUCCAGGAUCCAUUGAGGAGAUCAGUGAGAAGAGCACGAAACCAGUGUGGUCCAUAGACUAUGCCAAUUACUACCAGGGCUUGUGGGACUGUGAGGCAGACGAGACUGACGAGCUGGCCUUCCAAAGAGGUGACCUCAUCUACAUCGUCAGUAAGGAGUAUAACAUCAAUGGCUGGUGGGUCGGAGAGCUGAACGGAACCGUCGGUAUUGUCCCUAAAGACUUCCUCCAUCCUGCCUACAUCCUCUGAGCUCCCAAGAGGGAUGUUCUAACUAAUCCAGACCUUUUCUGAACGGAAUAAACCACACACACGGUUCAUUUCCUGGACACAGAUUAAGCCGAAGAGAAGGACAAACUGAAGGACUGGCUUGAAUUGGGAGGAUGAUCAUGAGCAAAAGCUUUUGGUUUACUUCCCAAAGUUGCAAAGAAAAUGUUGCGAUCCAUUUAAUAAACACAGGAGACUAGCCAAACUGAUGUCAUGGUGUGGCAGUCAGGAACAGCGACUUUACAUAAUAUGAAAAAGCAAUACUGCAAGGCGCAGCUCCAUGUCAGAGAUAGCAAACUGAUACUGUAUACUGGUUAUUGGGGUGGGAUUGGUAUAGUGUGGGGGGAUCCAUGGGUGGAUUUGGAUCACAUCUUACUCAUUUGUCAGGAAGAAUGAUGGUUCAAAUAGGAUGUUAGGUACUGUAUUUAUUUCUCAGAGAUCAAAUUAUAUUUCCACAAAAUAAUGUUUCUGGAAUGAAACCUGUUUCAGCACAAUUCUUGUGCUUUUAGGUGGAACGACACUCAUCCCCAUUUGUUCAAGCUGAACCCAGAAACCCGCCCCACAACAGCAACACAGAAUGCCUAAGGGGACGCAUGCAGGAUGACACUUUUUCCCCCCAGAACUUAUGAAUAAAACACAGUCAAAGUUGA